This is a messenger RNA of Nematolebias whitei (Rio pearlfish), 1776 nucleotides long. RefSeq names its product t-complex 11, testis-specific-like 1 (gene tcp11l1). Gene Ontology annotation, biological process: signal transduction. Bases 71 to 1561 code for a protein of 496 amino acids. The record is from RefSeq and is a predicted model, not a curated record. NCBI's taxonomy places the organism in Eukaryota, Metazoa, Chordata, Actinopteri, Cyprinodontiformes, Rivulidae. The transcript is spliced from 10 exons.
CCUCCGUUCUGCUGGAAACCGCAAAGCUGUACAUAAAUCUGGGACAAAGAUAACUGCGCUGUACUGCAGCAUGCCGAAGGAGGUGGACCGCUUCCAGGGCGGAGGAGGCGAGGAGUCCAAGGAUGCCUCCGAGGAGACGGUGAGGAAGAGAGUCCGGGUAAACAGUCCCAGUCCUCAAACAAGUAGCAGUCCACAAGCCAGCCCCCCUAGGUUUGUCUCUGUGGAGGAGCUGAUGGAGACAGCUAAAGGACUCACAAACUUGGCUUUAGCUCAUGAAUUGAUUGUCAACCAGACUUUUCAGGUCAAACCCUCAGAGCUUCCUGAAGGAAGUUUGGAGCGCAAAGUGAAGGAGAUCAUGCACAGGGCCUUCUGGGAUAAUUUGGAAGCUCAGCUGAAGGAAGAUCCGCCAUCUUACGAGCAUGCCAUCAAACUUCUUGGAGAUAUUAAAGAGACGCUGCUGUCCUUCUUGCUGCCGGGGCACAGGCGACUGCGCUCCCAGAUCGAGGCGGUUCUGGACCUGCCUCUAAUCCAGCAACAGGCUGAAAAUGGGGCACUCGACAUCGGUCAGCUGUCCCAGUUCAUCGUUGAGAUGAUGGGCUCUCUGUGCGCCCCCUGCAGAGACGAGGACAUCAAUAAGCUGAAGGAGAUCACUGAUAUUGUGCCUCUGCUGAAAGCCGCGUUCUCUGUGCUGGACCUGAUGAAGGUGGACAUGGCCAACUUUGCCCUGAGCAGCAUCAGACCUCAUCUCAUGCAGCAGUCGGUUGAGUAUGAGAGGAACAAGUUCCAGGAGUUUUUGGAGAAACAACCCAAUGCCUUAGACUACACUAAGAAGUGGCUCGAGGAAACGGUGAAAUGUCUGAGAGAGACGGCUAGUUGUAGUGCUGCCUCUCAUCAGUCUCCAUCACUCAUGCUCCUAAACGUCCACAAUCACUCAUAUCUUCGCCUGCUCAGGUGGGACCAUGCUGUGGACCCCUUCCCAGAGACAGUGCUGAUGGAUCAGGUUCGGUUCCAGGAGAUGCAACAGGAGGUCGAGCGGUUAGUUCUGCUCUCCUCAGUGCUCCUUAUUGUUUACACUACAACAGGAGAGGCCAUCUCAGGCCUGCCAGGACUGAUGGAGACCCUUAAAAACACUGUUGGUGUCAUGCUUGCAGAUAUGCACGCACCGUCUUUUAGUAUACAGGAGGCCCUAGCGACCAUCGGGGAGAAACUUUGUAUUGAGCUGAGUCACUCUCUGAGCCAGCAUGGAUACUCUCCGUUUUCAGCUGACCGUAAGGGUACCCUGAAGGGACAAAUCUCGGCCCUCAUCCAACCAGACAACACAGUCAUUAAGCUGAUGGACUCUCGGGUUCAGAGCUACCUCCUGGCUUCCCUGGAGUCUAGUCAACACAAGACCCCUUCUCCUCUCCCGGGAGGUCUGGCUCCGGUCAGCAGGGAGCUUAAAGAGCUCUCCGUUCGCUUCAGCCGCCUGGUCAACUUCAAUAAGCUGGUCUUCUCCCCGUUCUACCAAAAGAUCCUCCAGGACAUCCUUACAUCCGAGGAGAGCCUGAGCACCGACUCGUAAUCGAGGAUCGUUGUGGAGAGUGGUCCGUAGUUCUGCUGAUUUCCCUCCUUAGUAACAGUUUGGAGAAAAGAGUUGAGGAAGAUGAUCUAUAAUUACUAAAGGAAGCCAGCUGUAAAAAAAUGUGCACCUUUAACUCACCUGAACAAAACAAAACCACAACUUUUCAGUUCUGAUUACUCACAGUGUUAUUUAUUCAUUAAAAUAUCAAACCUCAC